AUGGCACAAUCACAAGGUUAUAAACGUUUUCGUUCAUCGAUUAAUACUGUUUAUAAUGGUACGAGUACUCCUCAAACUCCAACUAAUAAAAUAUUUCCACGUUCUUCAACACCAAAUCCACAUUUUAAAGAACCAAUCAUUGAACAAACAAUUCCUGUUCCUAUAUCAUCACCACGUCCAAAUAUGACAGUUCAUAAUAAAAUACACAAGAAACAACGUCAACAUCGUCGUUCUCAUCAUCGGUAUCAAAUUCAUAUUGAUCAUAUUAUUUUAAUUCAACAACAAAGAAAAUCCUGUUCACAUUGUCAUUGUAAAAAAACAAAAUCUCAACAAAUCUUAGGUGUUUUCUAG
This is a messenger RNA of Adineta steineri, 351 nucleotides long. Lineage: Eukaryota; Metazoa; Rotifera; Eurotatoria; Adinetida; Adinetidae. The record is from the annotation of a GenBank genome assembly.